Messenger RNA from Loa loa (African eye worm), 345 nucleotides. RefSeq lists its product as hypothetical. NCBI's taxonomy places the organism in Eukaryota, Metazoa, Nematoda, Chromadorea, Rhabditida, Onchocercidae. The record is from RefSeq and is a predicted model, not a curated record. The transcript has a single exon. The coding region runs from base 1 to 345 and encodes 114 amino acids.
AUGCCCAACGGGAAACUUCUCAAUAGACCAGUAAAUGCACUAUACCCCUUGGAAAUAACUGCUGAAGAAAAUUCGGAAAUUCAACCGACAGCUUCUAAGAAACCAAUGGAAAAACCAAAUCAACAAAAAGGACCUGUAGCCUCAACAACUAGGAAUGCUACUCAAAUACGAAUUCAAACACCCAGCAUUAUAACUUCUGAAGGCAAUAUUCUUCUUCAGUCGGGAAUGGAAAAACUCCGAAACUCAUUUAUCAUUGCUCACCAAUUCAUCGUGUUAUAUACAUACAUAUUUAUACUCCUUUUUUUGUUGUUAAUUAGUGCAAGAACAAUAUUAUCUCCCGAAUAA